Acaulospora morrowiae is the source of this 403-nucleotide messenger RNA. NCBI's taxonomy places the organism in Eukaryota, Fungi, Glomeromycota, Glomeromycetes, Diversisporales, Acaulosporaceae. The record is from the annotation of a GenBank genome assembly.
GAUUGGGUGUUUAAGAAAUCAAAUUCUCAAGAAGAAUUGAUUCUUGAUUUUGCGUAUUGCUUUGACAUAUUAAGAGAAUUUGUUAAUGUGAUGGAGGGAAAAAAAUUUAGUGGAAGUUCUCUUGAGGAUGCGAAGUUCAAUAUUCACAAAAAACGCAUCAAAAUUACAUCUCAGGAUAGCGUGAAGGAUAUAUGUGAAAAAGUGAUGAUGAAAAUUAUGGAUAUUGAUAAUGAAAAAGAUGCCCUCGAGACUGUGAGAUUAAUGAUUGAAUGGUAUAUGAAGAAUAGACACGAUGACGUAAGCGUAUUUGCAUUAUCUGCAACAUAUCGACCUAUGAAACAGAAUAUAUCAGUAAAAGAAUUCGUGAACUGCAUGGAAAAAAGAGGAAUAAAAAUUGAGCCAG